Molecule: messenger RNA, 974 nt
Organism: Arabidopsis arenosa
Lineage: Eukaryota; Viridiplantae; Streptophyta; Magnoliopsida; Brassicales; Brassicaceae
Source: the annotation of a GenBank genome assembly
UCUCUUAAACCCUAAGAAAAGCCUCAUCUUUGCUACUCUGCUCCCGUGUUCUUCGUUUCUCUGUGUCAAUGGCUCGCCUCCUCAGAUGUCUGAGAAGAACUGUAAUAUUUAGUUCAUCGCCUUCGAUUUCGUACCUAAACCCUAGAAUAUGUGUUGUUCAGUCAAAUCAAAACCCUAGUUUCUUAAUUAGCCGUAAGUUUCUCAGUUCGGGGAGUUACGUAUCAGAAAUGAGGAAAUCAGCUUUCGAGGGUAAUAUUCUCCGAUUAAUUCGUUCUGAGAUUCAGUCCGAGCUCGAUCACUCGCCUAUUCUUCAGCUUGAGGACAGGUUUGGUCCAUUCACGGUGGAUGAGCGGCCAGGAGAGCAGUGGAUUAGCUUGAGAAGAAAAUUUGGGGACAAGGAAGAUAUUAAGAUUGAAGCAACCAUGUUUGAUGGAUCAGUUCCAUCAUCAAAAUCUACUAGCAGCGACCCUCAAGAUGUUCAGCUUCAUAUUACUUUCAUUGUCAACAUCUCUAAGGAUGAUGGUGAGACCUUAGAGAUCAUGUGUUCUGCUUGGCCUGAUACUAUACAGAUCUCCAAGUUCUUUGUUCGUAAAAGCAGCAAGAACUCACCUAAUGCCUAUAUUGGACCAGAAUUCCAGGAAAUGGAAGAUGAGCUUCAAGACUCGGUUUAUCGAUUUUUGGAGGAAAGAGGUAUAAGUGAUGAUCUUGCUGAGUUCUUGCAUCAGUACAUGAAGAACAAAGAUAAAGCUGAGUACAUUAGAUGGAUGGAGACUGUUAAAUCUUAUGUUGAGCAAAAAUAAAAUUUUCUGCUUACCACAUUCUUAUUCAUCCAAUGUAUGUUCCCUUGGAUAUAUGGCUUAGAUAGAAUUUUAUUGGCAUGGUUCUUAGUUUCCAGAGGUAUGUGACAUUUAUGGAUCAAAAUAUGGAUUAGUUGCGUACAUAGUUAUGAUAAGGAAUAUAUUAAAGCCGUAUUG